Messenger RNA from Sinocyclocheilus grahami, 783 nucleotides. It is a transcript of the gene tmem81, whose product is annotated as transmembrane protein 81. The record is from RefSeq and is a predicted model, not a curated record. The transcript has a single exon. NCBI's taxonomy places the organism in Eukaryota, Metazoa, Chordata, Actinopteri, Cypriniformes, Cyprinidae. Bases 1 to 783 code for a protein of 260 amino acids.
AUGGCUCAUUCAGCACUUUGGCUGGUGUUGUUGCACUGGAUGUUCCUGCACUCCCCAAGCAGUUGUAACAAUUUAACCAAAGCCGAACUGCAAGAACUGGAGAAGAUCAGCACCUGGGUCAUCACCCGCAGCUUUCCCUGCAGUGCCACCUGCGGGCUUGGCCUCCACACUCAAGAGCUCUGCCCUACUGGGGGAAACAGAAACAUCUCCAGCACUUCCUGCAAGAUGAGGACCAUCCGCUGCCUAGACACCUGGCAGUGUGGACUGAAGACCCAAACGGCAACUGCUGGUCAGCGUCUGGUGCUAGACUGCUUAGAGGAAGUGAUGGAAGCCAUUGGCCGCUUUGCAUUUGUGGUGUCUUGGCGCUUUGCCCAUGGAAUCAUCACAUCUGAUGAUUCGUUAUUCAGCCGCUAUGAAGCCCUGAGCCUGGACAAGGUGGUGCUAGACCCCCUCGGAGAAGAGGAUUCUGGGACAUACCGCUGUGACGUACUGGACACCGGCAAACGAAGAGUGAAGAGAAUGUAUAAAGGGGUGAAAGUGUUAUCACCCAAAGAAGUGAGUUUAGACUUUGCCAAAGGUCUGAUUCACUGGGAAAACCCAGAGAGCCUGUUUCCUAACAUGACGACCACAGGAAACCCGUAUCCCAGCAGCAUUGUCCGAAACAUGGCACUGAUAAGCGUGUUCAUAUCUGCUGCAAUGGCAGCACUCAUCCUUCUGCUCUUGAGGGGUUUUUACCAGAUAACACUAAGAAGAACAGCUCAACUUUCCCAGAACAAUGUUUGA